Messenger RNA from Anoplophora glabripennis (Asian longhorned beetle), 5928 nucleotides. It is a transcript of the gene Trpm, whose product is annotated as transient receptor potential cation channel trpm. Gene Ontology annotation, biological process: protein tetramerization; monoatomic cation transmembrane transport. NCBI's taxonomy places the organism in Eukaryota, Metazoa, Arthropoda, Insecta, Coleoptera, Cerambycidae. Bases 115 to 4440 code for a protein of 1441 amino acids. The record is from RefSeq and is a predicted model, not a curated record. Gene Ontology annotation, molecular function: monoatomic cation channel activity. The transcript has 19 exons. Gene Ontology annotation, cellular component: membrane.
UGCACAGUGGCGUACCCCACGGACGCCUAUGGAAUUUUGGAAUUCCAAGGCGGUCCACAUCCAUCAAAAGCACAGUAUAUCAGAGUGGCGCACGACACAAAACCUGAACACCUCAUGCAGUUAAUAACCCGUGAGUGGAAUUUGGAACUACCAAAACUCCUCAUAUCAAUUCAAGGCGGUAAAGCGAACUUCGAACUACAACCUAAACUGAAAAAAGUCCUCAGGAAGGGCUUACUAAAAGCCGCCAGAUCCACGGGAGCGUGGAUAUUCACGGGAGGAACGAAUACAGGCGUUACCAGGCAUGUAGGGGAUGCUCUGCUGCUAGAGAGAUCUCAAAGGACCGGAAGAGUGAAUACCCUUGGAAUAGCCCCAUGGGGGAUCGUCGAGAACAAUCAGGAUCUUAUUGGCCACAACACCGAGGUUCCGUACCACUCCAUAUCAUCGCCCAGGUCCAAAAACGCAGCUUUAAACAAUAGACAUGCAUACUUCCUUUUGGUGGACAACGGAACAGUGGGAAAAUAUGGUGCAGAAAUCAUUCUACGAAGGAGACUAGAAAAGUACAUAUCAAAACAGAGAUUAUAUCCAUUUACACAAAGUCCCAUACCAAUAGUGUGUUUGGUAAUAGAAGGUGGCACAAACACAAUUAGAGCCGUGUUAGAAUAUGUGACUGACGAACCUCCAGUUCCUGUAGUUGUCUGUGAUGGCUCUGGUAGGGCAGCUGAUCUCAUCGCCUUCAUGUGCAAAUAUGAUUGUACAGUACUUAAAACGAUGAAAGAAUACAUCAUCGCAACCAUUCAAAGAGCAUUUGAAGUAGCAGUGGAACUAGCGGAUGGACUCUUUGCAGAACUGAUGCAGUGCGUAGAAAAUAAACAUCUAAUAACAAUUUUUAGAAUAGCUGACAAAUAUGACCAAAAACCCCAAGAAUUGGACCAAACAGUUUUAACAGCUUUAUUUAAGUCUCAGCAUCUCUCACCAACAGAACAACUGAGCCUAGCUCUAACAUGGAACCGAGCAGAUAUAGCAAGAUCAGAGAUAUUCGUUUAUGGUCAAGAAUGGCCCCAGGGAGCUUUAGAAGACGCGAUGAUAAAAGCUCUAGAACACGACAGAUGUGACUUCGUAAAACUCCUUUUAGAGAAUGGUGUGAGCAUGCGAAAAUUCUUAACAAUACCAAGACUGGAAAAUUUGUAUAAUAGUAAACAAGGGCCUACUAACACUUUACGUUACAUAUUAAGAGACGUAAGACCACAUAUCCCUCCUGGUUACGUUUAUACUUUACACGAUAUUGGAUUAGUAAUUAACAAACUAAUGGGUGGUGCAUACAGGGCUUUUUAUACAAGAAGGAAAUUUCGACCUAUUUAUGCAAAGGUAAUGAAUAAAGGGCAAAGUAUGGCUAAUCAGUCAGCAAGGCAGUUUGGAGCUAUGAGCCUAUUAGCUGGUGCUCUUCCGGGAAAUGCCAACCCCUGUUUGUUUGACUACCCCUUUAAUGAGCUUUUGAUAUGGGCAGUCCUCUUAAAAAGGCACAAAAUGGCACUGCUGAUGUGGCAACAUGGAGAAGAAGCUUUGGCUAAAGCCCUUGUGGCAUGUAAGCUUUACAAGGCUAUGGCUCACGAAGCAGCGGAAGACGACAUGGAAACUGAAGUUUACGAAGAAUUGAGGGCAUAUGGAAAGGAAUUUGAAAACAUUGCGCUGGAAGUACUAGAUUAUUGUUACCGACAAGACGAUGACCAAACGCAACAACUCCUGACUUGUGAGCUGCAAAACUGGUCUGGACAAACAUGCCUCAGUCUCGCUGUGGCUGCAAACCAUAGAGCUUUAUUGGCCCAUCCAUGUUCGCAAAUCAUUCUAGCUGAUUUAUGGAUGGGGGGUUUACGCACAAGGAAGAACACCAAUAUGAAAGUUAUUAUGGGACUCAUUUUUAUGCCAUAUAUCUUAAAGUUAGAGUUCAAGUCUAAGGAAGAACUGCAGCUUAUGCCUCAAACCACUGAGGAGCACAUGGAAUUAGAAAAUGAGGACGAUGAUAAAUCUGAUUCAGAAAAGAACCCAGAUGGUGAAAAGCGUACUAGAAGUUUGAGUAUUCGGAGCAGAUCUUCCAAUCCACAAGGUGUAAAGGCACUUCUGACUGAGAAUUUCAUAACCCGAGACACCAUCGUUCAAGAGAACGGAAAGGUCUUACCCGAGGUGGAUGAAAGUAAAUAUCACAUAUUCUUCACCGACACAUCAUAUAUCGAUAAAACUCCAAAGAACCGUGAACUAAGAAUUAAAAAGAAGUUGUACGAAUUUUACACCGCUCCCAUCACCAAAUUUUGGGCAAAUGCUAUUGCUUAUAUAACAUUUUUAGUAAUAUUCAGUUUCACAGUACUUGUCAAAAUGGAGGCAAUGCCUUCUUGGCAGGAGUGGAUGGCUAUAGCUUUUGUUUGCACGCUUGGUUGUGAAAAACUCCGUGAACUGUUUUCGUCCGAACCCGUAGGGUUGUCACAGAAACUGGCUGUGUGGUCUUGGAAUAUGUGGAAUCCUUGUGAUAUGGCCGCGGUACUGACUUUUCUCAUAGGAAUGUCGCUUAGGUUAAGGGAAGACACACUGAGAAUAGGCCGGGUAAUAUACUGCGUGAACAGUAUUUAUUGGUACCUUCGUAUAUUGAAUAUUUUAAGUGUAAAUAAAUAUUUGGGACCACUGGUAACAAUGAUGGGUAAAAUGGUUAAAAACAUGAUAUAUUUCGUAGUUCUGUUGUUAAUAGUACUGAUGAGUUUUGGAGUGUCAAGACAGGCUAUUUUGUCACCUGACAAGGAAGCUAGUUGGACUAUAGUUAGAGAUGUAUUUUUGGAACCAUACUUCAUGUUGUAUGGUGAAGUAUAUGCGGAUAAAAUAGAUCCACCCUGUGGAGGAAUAGGAGAAGAAGAAUGUUUAACAGGCAGAUGGAUUUCACCUGUAAUCAUGUCCAUCUAUUUAUUAGUUGCAAACAUCCUACUCAUCAACUUGUUAAUAGCAGUGUUCAACAAUAUAUUCAAUGAAGUUAACGCCAUUGCACAUCAGGUUUGGAUGUUCCAGAGAUUCACCGUUGUAAUGGAGUAUGAACAAAAACCGAUACUGCCACCUCCUUUUAUAAUCUUCUGUCACAUUUUCUUGUUAUUCAAGUACUUAAAGCGGAAAAUGGAGGGCAUAGAAGAAAGUUACGACAAUGGUUUGAAAUUAUUCUUGGACAGGGACGAGAUGGAACGGCUGUACGAUUUUGAAGAAGACUGUGUCGAAGGAUAUUUUGCUGAACAAGAAAAUAAAUUACAACAAUCGACAGAAGAAAGAAUUAAAGUUACUACAGAAAGAAUUGAACAUCUCACUCAGAAAGUUGAAGAUAUCCAUACGAAAGAAAACAUGCAAACGACUGUUCUCCAAAAUUUGGAAGUUCGUUGUCGUAAAUUCACAGAACAGUUGCAGGAUAUGGCCACAGAACUUGAUGAGAUGCGUCAACAGUUUCAGAAACAACGCUUUGGUGUUAUUGUACCGUCCACGUCCGCAACUGAAGGAUUGCGUGAAAGAUCAAUAAGCGAACAGACUGAAGCUCCCUCUGAAGAAGAAUCUGUUAUUGGCCAGUUGAUGGUGCUGCCAGCUAAAAGGAAGCCAAUAGUUAGGUCUCUUACCGAAGUGAGGCCGGAUGCUUAUAUUUUUGACAAUGGGCAACAUAUCGAAUAUCGGUUUGAUGAAGACGAUGAUACAUGCGAAAGAGAACAUUUAGACAGUAUUUCUUUAAGCGGGAGCCGACAACAUUUAGAAUUUGUGCGACAGAGAACCAAAAGUACAGACUCCAAGACAUCAAAUGAUAGUGAUGAUGUAACUGCAGAUGACGUAGCAGGACUCAGUUUGGAUAUAUUAAGAAACAGAGCUCUACAAAGGAGGAGGGACUCAACUGGAACUACUAGGAGAGGUUCAGAAAGCGGUGGAAACGUAACUUAUGCAGGCGGGAGAAAACGUAACCACUCAGACAUGUCCAAUCCUGAAAUCGCAAUCAACUUUGAAAAGGAGCACCUACGCAGUGCUGAGGAGUGCGAUUACAUGGUAAUGGAAAAUCUCAUACAACGACGCUAUGAAGAAGAAGAAGAAGAUAACGAUCCUCAACAUGCCCAGAAUCCAGCACUCCUUAGUGUAGUAACUGAAACUCGGGAAUAUCGAAUUAAUGCCUGGCCUAUACGCAAUGCUCUUCGGAGAUCGAGUGCUGUUGAAGGUGAAGUACCGUCUGUACAGGGUCCAUUAUUAGAUUCUAACAAUUCAUCCACUGAUCGCCAAGAUUCCACAGAAUCCAGUGAUAAUCAGUCUGCCGUUACGCAACCACCUCUGCCACAACGACCUUCUAUCGUCAUCGAUUCAUCGCAACUACCAAUUCAACAAGAAGUACUAACAAAGACCGAUUCUAAGGGUAGUCUUCAUAUGCAGUCAGAGACCAUGUGCUAGGCUAGCGCCAGUUUCUAGCAGAUCAUAGAGUACUGCAAGUUUACCAAUGUGUAGGUGUUCUUUGAGGGAUAUACAUCAUGGAAUUUUGUACCUCAAAAGGGCAUACAUAGUAAAUAAUGGCCUCGUAUAUCAAACGUGAUUUUUUUUAUUCAAUUUAUAAUCUAGAAACUAUACUUUAUUACUAUCUACUUUUUUAGCUGAAAAAAUAAUUGAGCAGUCAAAAUGACAUAUCAGGAUUCAGUGAACUUGCUUCUAAAAAUGAUUUACUUAUUGUUAAUAACUGUACUGGGUGGUCCACCAGAGAAGUAGGGACUUCCUCUGAUAUCUUUGAGACAGGAAAGAUAAAUGUUACAUGGAACUUUUUUCAUAUUUCAAUAUUAUGUUGCGAAUACAAUUGUGUAUCAGAUUAUAACAGUAUAUAAUCUAUUAGUAGUAGAUUAUAGUGACGUAAGGUUUAACAGAUCUAUUUCUCACCAUUGGACAACUCUAUACAUCAAAUUCAUGGACAAAGUCAGACAACUAUUUUAGGUUUUUGUUAUCUUGCUAUAAAUGGGAAUGUUGGCUUUAAAUUUACAUUUUUUAAUUUUGGCUGCUUGACAACUCUAUUGUGUGACUAAUGCUUUAAAUAGAUUGUUCCGUAAGAAUGAUGGUCAAUACAAACAUAAUUUUUGAGUAGUUGGCGUGGUACUUGUAAUACUUAGAUGAAUAUGAUGAUGAAUGAUACGAAAAAAUUAAUUGUAAUCUUGACUUGACUUUUUCGUUACAUUAUUCCAAUUGCACUUAUAUUCACAAGAUAUAUACCAUUUGAAACGUUACCUAUUUGUUUUUAGUGUCCAAAUUUGAAAGACCAACAUUAAUUUUUAACGACAAUUGCAUAAAUAUAGGUAUACACUCCUUCCCCAUAAAAUUUCCUAAAUCUAAAUAAAAUAGUGUACUAUAAAUAAAUUAUUAAGCAAAUACUUCUAAUGGCUCUAAAAAGAUUCAAAGUUACAUUUGGCAAUUUGAAUGUAUUGCUUCAUUUUCUUCACUUUUGAAAUAUUUGAAGUCUUCCUUAUGGACUUAUACUCAUUUGACAAGUACAAAUAUUCAAAUCUAUUGCGUACUAUUUUUCCUCGUUAAUUUAUUAUAACUAUAUCUAUUUCUUCCUCUGCUCUAGCAUGAAAUUGUUAAUUGAAGACCUUAGCAAAUUUGUAACUAUAUUUUCGCUACCUGCCAAUUAUCAAUUAAAUGACUUAAAAAGUUGCUGGAAAAAAAUUUGAAUAAUCAUUCAUGUAAUAAAAUUUCUACCCCUUCACCUCUUUAAUAGGUGAUUUUAAAACUUGCAGUAUUCGUGAUUUUCAUCACUUUCAUCCAUAUCAUUUAUAUUUAAUUUUAUUGUUCCUAUUUAUUUCUUUAGUCAAUUGUAUAUACAUACCUAUUUAUACACUAUUAAAUAAUUUGUCUGCUCUAAUUUAUAUUUUAAAAAAAAAUUCACUUCUAGAUAUUCUU